AUGUCUAUUAAAUUCCCAUGUGUUAAAUGUGAAUUAACAGGUAAUUUCAAUGGACUUUUUACUUGUAAUGGAUGUCGACAAAGUUUUUGUGCGAAUCAUAGUAUAGAUCAUACAAAUAAACUUCGUAAUCGUUUUGAAGACUUUAUUAAUGAAUUUACUUUAAUUAAUGAUAUAUUUCAUGAUUAUAAACAAAAUUCCAAUGAUUUUCCAUGGAAAAAACAAAAAUAA
This is a messenger RNA of Rotaria sordida, 228 nucleotides long. NCBI's taxonomy places the organism in Eukaryota, Metazoa, Rotifera, Eurotatoria, Philodinida, Philodinidae. The record is from the annotation of a GenBank genome assembly.